Molecule: messenger RNA, 737 nt
Organism: Myotis lucifugus (little brown bat)
Lineage: Eukaryota; Metazoa; Chordata; Mammalia; Chiroptera; Vespertilionidae
Gene: TMEM95
Product: transmembrane protein 95
Exons: 6
Coding region: 183-737 (184 amino acids)
Biological process (GO): fusion of sperm to egg plasma membrane involved in single fertilization
Cellular component (GO): acrosomal membrane; sperm plasma membrane
Source: RefSeq, a predicted model, not a curated record
UUCUGGUCCCCAGUCCCUCGGGCCCCCGGUUCACCCAGGCCAGGGAAGGAGCAGUGGCACUGUUCUGGAAUGCUCUAGAACCUCCAACUGUUCUGGAACUCUGCAACUUUCAGGCAAAGGGCCAGAACCAGGAUCACAGAGCCUUCCUAUCCCAGGUGGUGCCGGCGCCCCCACUGGGCCUCAUGUGGAUGCUGGUACUCAGUGUGGCUGUCCUGGAGGCUGCCCAGGCCUGUCUCUUCUGCCGCCUCCCAGCGCAUGGCUUGUCGGGCCGCCUGGCUCGGCUCUGCAGCCAGAUAGAGGCCCAGUGGAAGGACUGUGAGGCCUCCUGGAACUUCUCCACCUUUGCCUUAGAUGAGGUGUCCCUGAACAAGGUCACGGAGAAGACGCACAGGGUCCUGAGGGUCAUGGAGAUCAAAAGGUCUUUCUCCUCGCUCCCUCUAUAUUGGCAAUGGCUUCAGGAGACCAAGUUUCCUGAGUACAACAGGGAAGCUCUCUGCAGUCCCGCCUGUUGUGAGGUGGAGUCGGGGCUUCCCCUCCCCAGCUCUGUCCCGCUGUCUCCUGCAGGGGGCAGCACCAUCCUGUACAACUGCUCCACCUGCGAGGGCUUUGAGGUGCUCUGCUGGCCCCAAAAGCGCUGCUUCCCAGGAAGUCACGAUCUUCGGGAAGCCAGGAUUCUGCUCCUCUGUGUCUUUGGAACUAUCCUGCUCCUGGGCGUCCUAAGCCUUGUGGUGAAGUGA